Messenger RNA from Triticum aestivum (bread wheat), 1225 nucleotides. RefSeq names its product putative B3 domain-containing protein Os03g0621600. The transcript has 5 exons. Bases 132 to 1157 code for a protein of 341 amino acids. Lineage: Eukaryota; Viridiplantae; Streptophyta; Magnoliopsida; Poales; Poaceae. The record is from RefSeq and is a predicted model, not a curated record. Gene Ontology annotation, molecular function: DNA binding.
AUAACACUUGUCGCUCAAAUUUAAGAGACACCCAUCGGCAGAGCACCCGCCACAGCAUUUCUUCCUUCCUUCCUUACUGCCCACCGAUGGACUGUUGACAGAUCGUCCGCCGACCUCGCUGUGUCGAGGGCAUGUACAAAUCUAGUACUGGUUGCAAGAUGAGCAGUCCUUGGAGUAAGAGGGGUGACAUUGCUGCUGCCGCAAACGAACAAGACAAUCAUUUCUUCAAGGUCAUGAUUGGUGAUUUCCGUGAUCGAAUGAUAAUACCAGACAAAUUUGUGAAGAAAUUUAGGAGGCAAAUAACAAGAACCGUGAAGCUCGAAUCCCGCAAUGGAAAUACCUUUGAUGUUCAUGUUACAGAGGACUUGCACAAACUGGUCCUCCAGUCUGGAUGGGAGGAGUUUGUAAGUGCUCAUGGCAUAAGCAUGGGUGAUUUCCUGGUAUUCAACUAUGACGGGAACUCCUGGUUUAAGGUUCUAAUAUUUGAGCCGAGUGGUUGCGAGAGACUGUCUUCAAGCUUCCUCCCGAUGGAAACUGCUCCCUAUGAGGGCCAAGAGUGGGGAGAAAAACUCACUGGAACCUUGAGCAUGCGUCAUGAUCUUCCCAUGAUCAGAUCACCACAAAGUGAAAGGGGAACUAUGAUAGUACAAUGGGAUAACUCAAACCAUGGGGAAAAUAGCAUGGUUCUUGGUUCAUCAAGCGCUCCAUCGUCCGAGUCAUCAGGUUGUAUCUCAUCUUCAGAAGAUGAUCUGCAAGCGCAUCCUGCACGGAGGCUGAUCCUACUACGAGGAACUUGUCCUACUGGUUCUCAAAAGAAGAAGCUGAAAGUCAAGAUCCGAGAUAUUUACUCUGAAAUUCCCAUCGUUGGGUGCACCAUAAGGAAGAGCAGUAUUCAUGGAAAACCUUAUACGUUGGAAAUAUGCAGAGAAUAUGCUGAGGUUUACCUUCCAUUUGAGGACGAAACAAUUGAGCUUCGACGCCAUGGCAAGAUCUGGAAGGUGCGGUGUUGCAUUAGUCAGUACGGUAGUAAAAGGCUCUUGAAAGGGUGGAGACAGUUUGUGUGUGGGAACAAUUUGAGGCUGGGAGAUAUCUGCCUCUUCAAGCUACUGAAGAACAAGAAGUACACUAUGGAUGUUUAUAUCAUUCGCAAAGAAUGAAUUUUGGGAUGCUGGUCUUGCCUGUUACUCUGCUGAAUCCUGCAAUUGUUCCUGUCGUUUCUGGUUAA